AUGGGACACAGCGAAAACAGUGUCAAGAGGCAGAAUUUAGGGAGUAUUGAAUACUGGCAGAACCUGCCAUUCUUGUUUGCCAUUCGUGAGAUCAACCAAGAUCCAUUGCUCUUACCCAACAUCACGCUGGGCUACAACAUCUAUGAGAACUAUGCCACUGAAAGAAUAACUCAUGAUGCUAUGCUAGACCUGCUAUCGACUGGAGAACAUACUGUUCCAAAUUAUAGCUGUGGAAAGCAGAGGAAUCUCUUGGUGGUUCUUGAAGGGACCAACACUGAAACGUCCAACCAGAUCUCAAGCAUCUUGGACAUCUACAAAACCCCACAGAUUGUGCCCAUAUCUAGAUGUACUGAAAGUUGUCGCUCUGGAUAUGCCAAACUGAUGAGGGAAGGAGAGCAGGCUUGCUGCUAUGAUUGUGCCCUUUGUGCGGAAGGAACCAUCUCCACCCGGGAAGAUGCUGAUCACUGCAUUAAGUGUCCAGAUGAAGAUUAUUCCAACAAGGAUCACACAGAAUGUAUUGCCAAGGUUAUCAAUUACCUCUCCUACAAAGACCCUUUGGGAUUCAGCAUAGCUUUCUUUGCCUUGUUCUUUUCACUAAUCACAGGAUUUGUCUUAGGCAUCUUCUUUAAAUACCAGGAAACAGCCAUGGUCAAAGCCAACAACCGUGAUCUCACCUACAUGCUUCUCGUCUCCCUCCUGCUUUCCUUCUUGUCCUCCUUUCUCUUCAUUGGCCAACCACAGAUGGCAACUUGUCUUCUUCGUCAAACCGCUUUCAUCACCAUCUUCUCAGUGGCUGUCUCAUCUUUGUUGGCAAAAACCAUCACCGUAGUGGUGGCCUUUAUGGCCACUAAACCAGGAAGCGGGAUGAGGAAAUGGCUGGGGAAGAGUUUGGCCAACUCUGUUGUCAUUUCUUGCUCUGGUGUUCAAGUGGGAAUCUGUAUGGUCUGGCUGGGAGUCUCUCCUCCUUUCCCAGAUGCCGACAUGCACUCUCAACCUGGACAGAUCAUCUUGCAAUGCAAUGAAGGGUCUAUGGUCAUGUUUUACAGUGCCCUCGGCUACAUGGGCUUUCUGGCUGCUGUCUGUUUCACGGUGGCUUUCCUUGCUAGGAAGUUGCCAGGCGCUUUCAAUGAAGCCAAGCUGAUCACCUUUAGCAUGCUGGUAUUUUGUAGCGUUUGGAUCUCCUUUGUGCCCACCUAUCUGAGCACCAAAGGGAAAUACAUGGUAGCUGUGCAGCUCUUCUCUAUUUUGUCCUCCAGUCUGGGGUUACUGGGUUGCAUUUUUAUCCCCAAAUGCUACAUUAUACUGUUUAGACCUCACUUGAAUACAAAGAACUUUAUGAUGCUGAAAGCCCAAGAUAGCACUUGAUACUUCAUCUUAAUUUGCUCUUAAUUUGGCACUGUCUUAUCAGGCAUGUCAAGGAACUCACAUCUUCUUUUAGGAACUAUUUAUCUCAUCUUUUUCUGUGCAUUGUGAAAGAAACUAAUAGGACUGAGAUAUUAAUAUGAAUGUAUUGGAACAGUAGAACCACAGGAUGUAAAAUGAUUGAUUUUAUUUUUCUUCUUGGUAUGUAGAGAAAAUAUAAUUGGAAGACAAAAUAGGCAACAUUCUGUACAUUUUCCAGAUAACAGUUUAAUGUUUAGACUAAGUGGUCAGGAACAUCGUUGUGUUUACGUAUCUUUAUGCCAGCUUUAAUUUUUUAAAACUGUAAGGGAUAAUUCUUUCUUGUUACCCACAAGUCUAGGGCAACCUGCUUGGCAGGUUCAAAGAGAGGCAAAAUAGACACAGAUGUUUUUUAUAGGAAGACAAAAAAAAUGUACUC
Anolis carolinensis (green anole) is the source of this 1819-nucleotide messenger RNA. Its product is annotated as vomeronasal type-2 receptor 26-like. NCBI's taxonomy places the organism in Eukaryota, Metazoa, Chordata, Lepidosauria, Squamata, Anolidae. Gene Ontology annotation, molecular function: G protein-coupled receptor activity. Bases 1 to 1365 code for a protein of 454 amino acids. The record is from RefSeq and is a predicted model, not a curated record. Gene Ontology annotation, cellular component: plasma membrane. The transcript is spliced from 4 exons. Gene Ontology annotation, biological process: G protein-coupled receptor signaling pathway.